Messenger RNA from Metarhizium brunneum ARSEF 3297, 2409 nucleotides. It is a transcript of the gene prp4, whose product is annotated as Serine/threonine-protein kinase prp4. Lineage: Eukaryota; Fungi; Ascomycota; Sordariomycetes; Hypocreales; Clavicipitaceae. The record is from RefSeq and is a predicted model, not a curated record. Gene Ontology annotation, molecular function: protein serine/threonine kinase activity; ATP binding. Gene Ontology annotation, biological process: mRNA cis splicing, via spliceosome; peptidyl-threonine phosphorylation; peptidyl-serine phosphorylation.
AUGGCAUCCAGCUCUGAUGAGGGCGAAAUCAUUGAGGAGGGAUAUGGGGAUUUGAAGGCAACUUCACUUGCACGCCAUUCAGGAAACGGUAUUGACCGCCAAGACAGACCCCGAAGUAGACAAUCGUCUCCAGAUCACGAAGGUGCUUCCAAAAACAGCGGCUCCACCCGCCGAAGCCGCUCGCCUCGCGGAUACAAACGCAUUCGCGACGAUGGAGACCAGUACACCCGAGGACGUGACCGAGAAUCCAGGCAUGUCCGCGCUCGCUUCGAUGAUUCCAUUAGAGGUGAUUAUCGCAGAUCACGCAUCUCUUACGACGAUCUAGAUCGACCGAGCGCAACAUCAGGCCACCACUACGACCGGCGCUAUGAUGGUGAAAGGGAUCGCGAACGGGACCGCGACCGGGAUCGCGGUCGUGGCCGGUUUUCCGACAGAGCGGGUCGUUCUCGGAGUCGAUCGCCCCAUGCAUCACAACGAUUGGGUAGGUCGGAUAACAGAAGUUUUGCACAAGAGCGCCGGAAUUACGAUCGUGACUCGACCGAGACUUUGCACUAUGGCGAUGACCGACGUUCUCGAGCUGACAGAGAGCUGCCUCAGCGGGUUGCAGUAAAGGAGCACUCACCUGCCUAUAACAGUGUCGUUGAAGAGCGCACGAAGCCGCCAAAGGGUAUUAUAAAACCCAGCAGCACGUUUGCCGAGCCUGAUGACUACGAAGAGCCGGAACCGAUAGACGAGGACGCUGAAAUCGAGCGUCGCCGGCGGCGUCGAGAGGAACUGUUGGCGAAAUCUAGCUCGGCCACUCCUCUUCUUCUACAUGCUGUCGGUGCCUCUGCAGACAAGAACGCUCGAGGAGCCUCCCCUGCAUCCUCACAGCCGGACACGCCGCAAAUAUCAUCAUUCGAGGGCGAAACCCCUCGUACACCUCGAUCCGACUUCGCAUCCCCUCAUUCGCCCGAGCUAUCACCUGAUGGAAUCAAUUUACUCAGCGACAAGGACCUCAUGAACACUCACAGCAAUGCGAAGGCGGAUGACCAGGAUGGACCUUCAGCAGCCGAUUACGACCCGACAGCUGACAUGAAAGAAGACGAGCGUCGAGACGAGCUCAGACAUGGUCACACAGUCCUACACGGUGAGAGCGUAACUGAAACAAUUGAAACGAAAAAUGACAACGCCAAGGAUGAUGCCGCCAGCUCAUUGGAAAAUGCCGAAGACGAUGACUUUGACAUGUUUGCUGACGACAUUGACGUUGACAACUAUGCCAGCAAGCAGACCAAGGCCGCUGCUGCCACGGCUGGUGCAGAUGGCCCAGCCCAAGCAUCGCAAGCCGACGACAAAGGUGGUAUUCUGGAAGGCGACGAUAAAGACGGAUAUUACAAGAUAAGAAUCGGUGAGAUUCUUGAUGGUCGAUAUCAAAUCCAGGCAACUCUCGGCAGAGGCAUGUUUUCUGGUGUUGCUCGCGCAGUUGACGUCACAACCAAACAGGUCGUCGCUAUCAAGAUGAUGAGAAAUAAUGAUGCGCUACGAAAGGGCGGAUACACCGAGAUUGCCAUCUUGCAGAAACUUAAUGAUGCAGACCCAGAGAAACGAAAACACAUUGUCAAGUUCGAGCGGCACUUUGACUACCGCGGGCACUUGUGUAUGGCAUUCGAGAACCUGAGUAUGAAUCUGCGUGAGGUUCUGCGCAAGUUUGGCAACAAUGUUGGCAUCAACCUGGGGGCGACAAGAACUUACGCCUAUCAAAUAUUCGUUGCUCUGGCCCAUAUGCGAAAAUGCAGCAUCAUCCAUGCCGAUAUCAAACCAGACAACAUUCUAGUCAACGAACAGCGCAAUGUCCUCAAAAUCUGUGACUUGGGCACUGCAAUUGAUAAGUCUGAUGCCGCGACAGCACACAAUCAACUCACGCCGUACCUGGUCAGCCGGUUUUAUCGGGCGCCAGAGAUUAUCCUAGGCAUGCCCUACGAUUACGGAGUUGACAUGUGGUCUAUCGGAUGUACUCUGUAUGAGAUGUAUACGGGCAAAAUCUUAUUCACGGGCGACAGCAAUAAUCAGAUGCUCAAGGCCAUCAUGGAGAUACGCGGCCGCUUCACACCAAAGCUGUUUCGUCGGGGGCAGCUUGCGGCGGCACAUUUCGAUGAGCAGGGUCAGUUUGUGAGUGUCGAACGUGACAAGGUCUUGGGAAAGACGGCGGUCAGAACAUUGGCCGUGGUGAAGCCAACGCGAGAUUUGCGAACCCGGCUCAACGCUGCAUCGACAGGGAUGAACGAUGCCGAAGCCAGGCAUCUCAACCACUUCAUCGACUUGCUGGAGCAAUGCCUCGCGCUGAACCCAGACAAGAGAAUAUCUCCAAGUGAGGCGCUGAAGCAUCCCUUCUUCGCGUCCAAGACGGCGGCAAGCAACGGAAGGCGGUAA